UGGAGCCAAACGGUGACACACGAACACUCAGGCUGCAGCAGGAGCGACGCGAUUCGCAAUGUUUGUCCAAAAGAAGCUUCCGUAUUAACAAAUAUCGGAUGAUGCUUGGACCAGCGGCACGGUACCUGAACUAGUCAGGUAUCACGCAGUCGUUUGAUCACCGCAACACGUUCUAGAAAAUUGCAAGUGGCGCAUCAUAUUUCCGUGCUACACUUUUCUGACGUGAAAAAAAAACAUUUUAAAGUUGGGAGUUUCGAUUGGCGCGGUUUAAGUGAGCGGCUAGCGCGGCAGCUAACGCUAACGUCACAAGAACGAAACUGCGCCCCCAAAAAGCUGUUUUCACCCAAAAUCCUGUGUCGAGGCUCGUUCGUGGACCAAAUAACAUCAGCAACAACACAAUGAACAUCGCCAAAAGUGGCUAUCGCGUGUUCUCGGCAAAUUCCUCCGUCGCAUGCACGGAGCUGGCGAAGAAGAUAACCGAGCGACUUGGAGUUGAAUUGGGAAAAUCUGUUGUCUUUCAAGAGUCUAAUAGUGAGACAAGAGUGGAUGUAAAAGAAUCUGUUCGUGGGCAAACUAUCUUCAUCAUUCAGACCAUACCAAGUUCCAGUGAUUUGUCACCUUGUCACUUUACUCCAAGCAGAGAUGUCAACACGGCAAUCAUGGAGCUGCUGGUUAUGGCCUAUGCGCUCAAGACCUCUUGUGCAAAGAACAUUAUUGGGGUUAUUCCGUACUUCCCUUACAGCAAACAGUGCAAGAUGAGGAAAAGGGGCUCCAUAGUAUGUAAGCUGUUAGCUUCCAUGUUGGCAAAAGCGGGCCUGACACACAUUAUCACCAUGGACUUACAUCAGAAAGAGAUCCAGGGUUUCUUUUCUUUUCCGGUGGACAAUUUGCGGGCCUCCCCAUUCUUGAUCCAGUAUAUCCAAGAGGAGAUUCCGGAUUACAGGAAUGCCAUCAUUGUGGCCAAAUCCCCAGCAGCAGCCAAGAGAGCUCAGUCCUAUGCGGAACGCUUGCGCUUGGGUCUGGCUGUGAUUCACGGCGAGGCUCAGUGUUCCGAGUCGGACAUGGCAGACGGAAGGCAUUCACCGCCAUGUGUGCGCAACACCACAGGACACACAGGAUUGGAGCUGCCUUCAGGCAAACAACAAGCUCCGUUCCCUGGCAUAGAGCUUCCAAUAAUGAUGGCCAAGGAGAAACCUCCCAUAACUGUCGUUGGGGAUGUGGGGGGAAGAAUUGCCAUCAUCGUGGACGACAUCAUAGACGAUGUCGGAGACUUUGUUGCGGCCGCUGAGAUCUUGAAAGAGAGAGGCGCGUACAAAAUUUAUAUCAUGGCCACACAUGGAUUACUCUCCGCCGAUGCUCCGCGUCUCAUCGAGGAGUCGACCAUUGAUGAGGUGGUGGUGACCAAUACAGUCCCGCAUGAAGUGCAGAAGCUCCAGUGUCCAAAAAUCAAGACGGUGGACGUCAGUAUGAUCCUGGCUGAGGCCAUCCGCCGUAUCCACAAUGGAGAGUCCAUGGCUUACUUGUUUCGCAACAUUGCUGUGGACGACUAGAGGGUAAACCAGAGAGGUGGCUCUGGCGGUGACUGAAGGGAGAUGCACUUCUUUGGGCUUUCCUGCUCCUUCAACGACACUACUGUGAUGAUUUAAAAUAAAAUAAAAGUAUAUGCGUCACAUAUCUAAGUCAAGGGUUUUUCCCUGUACUUUAACUUAAAAAAAAUCAAUUAAAUGCAAUAGUUUAAAAAACGGUUUACGGCAUUUAACUAUUUUAUUUAUAAUCAUGCUGAAAUUAAGAUGAAGUACACAGUGCAUUUUGAAGUCCCGACUUUCUGGAAUUAUUAUUUCCAUAACCCAAGAUGAUUUAUCGUUGCCUGAAAAACAAACGAACAAAACUAGUAAGGUACUAAAUAUUCAAUGACUAAGAAGUAGCAAAACACGUCUCCUUGCUUUUAAUGAGUCUGCAGCUCUCUUGUUGCCCUUUCUGGUCCGAGCUGCGUUGCACUUUGAUCAGCUUGCAUUUACGACGGGGUAUGUGGUUUUCAGCCACUCCCACCUCGUUGCGACCAAUUUUUUUUCUUUUUUUUGCACCAUAGUAUACUUUUGUCACAUGGGUUAUGUUGCGUAACUAGAAGGAACUGCGCUGUUUACACUGCAAACAUCAUUGAACUGUUGCAGGGAAAAAUCACUCUUACCCCAUUAGAUGAAUUUGUUGGUAUUGAUAUAGCUUUUGAGUCGCUGAUAGUGCUGUGGUACACUUGUCUGACUUGUGUGCGGGCAGCGCGGGAUAGGUUCCCACUUGGUGGCGGUUUGAAUAGUUAUUCAUAUCUAACAAAUUCAAUUCAUGUGCUUUAAAACAACUGUGAUAACAUAAUUCACAUUACUAUUACUAAACUAUUAUUGUUAGCAGCGACACGGUGUUGAACAGUCUUCAUUUACGUUGUUGGUCUGUGGUACUACCGCGUCAUGUCUGCUGCUCUGUUCAGUUAGCCAUUUAGCUUAGCUUUACUUUCCAAACAGUUUUUUCACCAGUGUGUGCUGUUUGCGGUCAUGUAAUCCCUUUUUUUUAGUCAGCGUUUUAAGUGUUGGUCCUUAGCUCAAUAAUGAAGUUGAAACACUUUUAACUCCAUGACCUUGUCAAAACUUACUUUUAAUAAAUCCCACUCUCCCCCAAAUUUCCACUCUCAAACAUGCUAGCUAGCAAUAUGCUAUGACUGUUGGCAGACACCCUGUCUGUGUAUAGUCUUAAACAAGCAAAAAAAAAACCUAAACAUUUAUUUAAGCUAGCAUAUUAAGAGGCAAAAACUAAACUUGUACAUUUCCAUCGGCAUUUUGUGAGCCUUGGACCAAAAUUCACGUGAUUUUUAGACUCCACCAAAAUGAAAACUGACAACCACUGGGUGCCUGGAUUAGAUGAUGACAAGAUUUAUGGUAUUUAGAAAAAAAAAAGAGGUAGAAUGGCAACAACAUGCAAAUAUGUAAUUACAGUCUUAGUGGACGCGUAAAUGUUUCCCAUUGACCUAUGUAUGUUUUGAACACGUGCACCUUUUGAUCAUUAGAAAUGAUGUCUGUAUCUUAACAUAGCUCUCUGCUCAGGGACAUAUACUUUAUGAGCCAAUGCAAACUACUCUGUCAUUGUUGUUGAUGUCGGGGUGCUUGCUUUCUGCCAUUUGUUGUGUAGCUUUCAAUGCAUUUUUUUUCUCAUCAACAAUACUGUAAAGGCAUAUGCUGAUUCGCAAGCAGGAAGUUGCUGUAAUUUAAUGGUCUUCCCGUUUUUCGCUCUCCGCUUCCCACAUGAAUGUUUGUCAUUGUCUGUUAAAUAAAAGAAACGAUUUGC
Messenger RNA from Hippocampus zosterae (dwarf seahorse), 3330 nucleotides. Its product is annotated as phosphoribosyl pyrophosphate synthase-associated protein 1. Gene Ontology annotation, biological process: purine nucleotide biosynthetic process; 5-phosphoribose 1-diphosphate biosynthetic process. The record is from RefSeq and is a predicted model, not a curated record. Gene Ontology annotation, molecular function: ribose phosphate diphosphokinase activity; magnesium ion binding. The transcript has 11 exons. Lineage: Eukaryota; Metazoa; Chordata; Actinopteri; Syngnathiformes; Syngnathidae. Gene Ontology annotation, cellular component: ribose phosphate diphosphokinase complex; cytoplasm. The coding region runs from base 399 to 1550 and encodes 383 amino acids.